Rhincodon typus (whale shark) is the source of this 1049-nucleotide messenger RNA. It is a transcript of the gene foxd1, whose product is annotated as forkhead box D1. The record is from RefSeq and is a predicted model, not a curated record. The transcript is spliced from 2 exons. NCBI's taxonomy places the organism in Eukaryota, Metazoa, Chordata, Chondrichthyes, Orectolobiformes, Rhincodontidae. Bases 278 to 925 code for a protein of 215 amino acids. Gene Ontology annotation, biological process: anatomical structure morphogenesis; cell differentiation; regulation of transcription by RNA polymerase II. Gene Ontology annotation, molecular function: RNA polymerase II cis-regulatory region sequence-specific DNA binding; DNA-binding transcription factor activity, RNA polymerase II-specific.
UGUGUGUUGAGGUCUGGUCGUUAUUUUGUUGUGUUUUUUUUAACAUUCCUGACGAAAAGCUGAAAGCGGAUCUAUUGAAGUUGAUUCGAGACCCGAUUGAUCUUUGGAGCCGAGGCGAUAAAAAGGGAUUGAUUGAGAAAGUUGGCAGGAGGGACAAUUUCCUGUUUCUUCGGCUGCCUUCCUCGCUUGGAUUCCUUAUGUGGGAGGCUGGUGCUGGGUCGCUGAGGAUCGUCGCGGAGCCUCUCAGAUCAGCUGUCGUACUCUCGGAUCUGUUUGUAUGAUGACUCUGAGUUCUGAAAUGUCCGAUGCGUCCAUCGUCUCGGAAGAGACCGACAUUGAUGUGGUGGGAGACGGGGCAGAAGGAGAGGAAGAUGAGGCCCAGGAGGGCAGAUCCUUUGGGGAAAUGGUGAGCCAAAUGCACUCUGAGAUUCUGAGCCCUCGCUCGCCCUGUGUAGAUAGCGCAUCGAACAGGGACCCUUACAAACCAGUCAGCAAGAACCCUCUGGUAAAGCCUCCUUACUCGUACAUAGCCUUAAUCACAAUGGCAAUCCUCCAAAGUCCAAAAAAAAGACUGACUCUGAGUGAGAUCUGUGAAUUUAUCAGCAAUAGGUUCCCAUAUUACAGAGAGAAGUUCCCUGCCUGGCAAAACUCCAUCCGACACAAUUUGUCCUUAAACGACUGUUUCGUGAAAAUUCCCAGGGAGCCUGGUAAUCCGGGGAAAGGCAACUACUGGACUCUGGAUCCCGAAUCUGCAGAUAUGUUUGACAAUGGCAGCUUCUUGCGGAGACGAAAAAGGUUCAAAAGACAGCAAUCGGCGGAUCUGCUCCGGGAGCACGCAUCCAUCAAGGCAGGCCCAUCCCAUCCCCCCGCCGUCCAUGCUGCCAGCGAACGAACUAGCCAGGAAUUCAUUCUACCCGCAGCUUAGCCCCACACUCCCGUCGGUGCAAUCUGUCAAACACAGCUCAACCAUAUCAAGGUCCCCUUUCUCCAUUGAAAAUAUCAUCGGGGCCAACGCCAAUCCGGCCAGCUGCUUAUCCCAGUCUCCAGCA